Messenger RNA from Wasmannia auropunctata (little fire ant), 3022 nucleotides. Its product is annotated as sodium-dependent nutrient amino acid transporter 1-like. The record is from RefSeq and is a predicted model, not a curated record. Gene Ontology annotation, cellular component: membrane. NCBI's taxonomy places the organism in Eukaryota, Metazoa, Arthropoda, Insecta, Hymenoptera, Formicidae. Gene Ontology annotation, molecular function: L-amino acid transmembrane transporter activity. The transcript has 11 exons. Gene Ontology annotation, biological process: sodium ion transmembrane transport. Bases 750 to 2570 code for a protein of 606 amino acids.
UGCUGUGUGUAGUAUACGUGCAUAUUUUAAUACAUUUUCUUCUGUACGCAUAUAUUUUGAUUUUCGAUCCUCAAAUGUGUCUUUUAUUUCGGUGUAAAAUUUAUAACUGUAAAAUUCCAUCCUGAAAAAGUGGGACCUGGCGACUACGCGUUUAACAGGGAAGAGAAGGGGGAAAAUAUCAAUUUUACACUCGAGAAAUAAUUUCAGAUGUCGCGUAUUAUUAAUGCGCGCACGUUUAAUCGAUCUUACGAGCGUUCGCGCGCGCGAGCAUUAAGAAUUAUGAUAAUAGUUUAAUCUCGCAUUCGUUAUUUUCACAGCUGGACUAUUGUAGAUCCUCGAUUCGGCACGAAUUCCCGGGCAAUGAAUCAUUAAUUAUCAUCCGGUAAAUGCGCGUGGACAAAAUCUUAUUCUACAGCAAAUGUUUCUUCUUCUGUGUUUGCUUUGUCUUUUAAAUUUCAGUCAAAUUGCAAUCGGGGGAGGGGAGGGAAACACACGUUUUGUAAACGAGAUUUUUUCGAAAUACUCUCUCGCGUUUCUGUCUCGGCGUACGCCGUUCACUUAAUGGCUCUUCGUUGUGCUGUCAUUAUCUCACGAACGCGGAUCUGCUGCCUUCUUUGACUUGUUUUUAUUACAUGAAGCAUAAUUGACGAGGAGGAAAGAGCCGCAUGCAGAUCGUACGUAUCGGAAGGUAACGAGUGCCAAUGCGAGUUUCAAGUGACCGACGACAGAUCCUGAGAUUGGCGAUAUAAAUGGGAAAAAAGGAGUCCUACAUGAUCUCGAGCGGCGUGAUAAAUCGCGCCUUUGUCGUAGACGAACCGGUAAAUCAGAAUGGCAUCGAAGCUAAUGGUCCCACCACUCAUGAAACUAACGCGCGGAAACCGGAGCGCCAACAAUGGGGAAACGAUAGAGAGUUCCUGCUGUCCUGCAUCGCGAUGUCGGUCGGUCUCGGUAAUGUAUGGCGAUUUCCGUUCACGGCGUACGAGAACGGCGGCGGUGCCUUUUUGAUACCGUACAUCAUCGUCCUGAUCGUCGUGGGGAAGCCGUUUUAUCUGCUGGAGAUGAUCUUGGGACAAUUCUCCAGCCGGUCAGCCGUGAAGAUCUGGGAUCUCGCGCCGGCGUUCAGAGGCGUCGGCAUCGCACAAUUUAUAACACUGGUGGCACUGGGGUCCUAUUAUUGUUCACUAAUGGCGUUGACACUGUUCUACUUCGGUGCCUGCUUUCAAGAGGAAUUACCGUGGGGAAGAUGCUGGAAGGAAUGGGGCGAGUUGUGCGUAGACUCUUCACCCGGCAAUCACAGCGCUAGACUCGAGAACGUCAGCUACACCAGUUCCGCUGAGCUGUAUUUCUACAAAGAGGUCCUACGGGAGAAAGACAACAUUGACGACGGCCUCGGUGCACCGGAUUGGCGUCUGUCGAUCACGCUCUUCGCAAGCUGGCUGACGGUCUUCCUCGUGGUGAUACGCGGCAUACGCAGCUCCGGCAAGGCGGCGUAUUUCCUGGCCAUAUUUCCCUACGUGGUCCUCAUCGUGCUGCUUGUUAGGGCGGUCACGAUGGACGGGUCUGUCACCGGUAUCCUGUACUUUAUCACUCCGACGUGGGAGAAGUUGUUGACGCCGACGAUUUGGUACAACUCCGUCGCCCAGUGCUUCUUCUCGUUGACCGUUUGCUUCGGCGCCGUCGUCAUGUUUGCCUCGCACAACAAGUUUCACCAUGAUGUGUAUCGGGAUGCGAUGAUCGUAACGACUCUGGACACCUUUACCAGUUUGCUGGCCGGCUGCACGAUUUUCGCCAUCCUGGGCAAUCUCAGCCACGAAUUGGGGAGCGAGGAUGUCGGCACGGUGGUUCGGGGCGGCGUCGGACUGGCGUUUAUCUCGUAUCCGGAAACGAUCGCCAAGUUCACGGUCGCGCCGCAGUUCUUCGGCGCCGUGUUCUUCGCGAUGCUAUUCGUCCUGGGUAUCGGUAGCGAAGUCGGCCUCGCCUCCGCCAUAAUUUCCAUCGUGCAUGAUCAGUUCCCAAAGGUCAAAUACUGGCACGUAGCGGUCGGUACCUGCCUCUGCGAGUUUUUGAUCAGUCUCAUAUACGUCACGCCGGGCGGUCAAUUCAUGAUAACCUUCGUUGAUUAUUACGUGACAUCAUUUAUCGCUUUUCUACCAGCUGCUUUCGAAAUGAUCGCUGUCGCUUGGUCGUACGGACUGGGUAACUUCUUGAACGACGUCGAGUUUAUGCUGAAGAGACGGUUGUCGAUAUUCUGGCGAGUCUGCUGGAGCGUCCUUACUCCCGGAAUUAUCCUUGCAAUCUUCGUUUAUACAUUCGCCAACCUCGAACUAUUGAAAUACAACAAGAAAUAUUAUCCUUUUCCAGUUUACGUCGUAGGUUGGAUCCUCUUCUCUAUCGCUAUUAUCCAAAUACCUUUGUGGAUCGCUAUUGCGAUAUUCAAGAAGAGACAUCUUCCUUUCCGAAAAAUGAUCAGACAGGCCUUUCGACCGUCGAAAUUAUGGGGUCCGAGCAACGCGGAAGAUCGUAGAAAAUGGCUGGCCUUCCGAGAUCAAUGCGACGCGGAAGAGAAAUGAUAUCGGGAAUGUAAAUCGUUGGCAGGUUCACUCCAAGGUCUGUUCCGUGUAAUUUUCGAGAGACGACGUUCCGACGUUUCAAUGUGUUGUCGUUGAAGUUGAUGAAGUGACUUUGCAAUAAUAACUGCCACGUGUCACAUUCACUGUUUUGCAACUGAUAUGACUUAAGUGUACAACUUACUGUUACAAUUACCGGCAUGUAUUAUAUGUCAUUAGUCAUUAUGAUGUCACGGCAACCAUACGUAAUGAUAAUAAUUAAGUGUCGUUUCUUGUGUUUUGUGCAAGUCGCAACUCACUCGUCCUUGCUACGUAUAUACCUAUAUAACUGUACAUUCUUUAAACUUUACGGAGAAUGAAAUCGUGUGAAUCUGACGAUGUGUCGCCAUGACCUAACUGACGAGUAGCACACCGUAUGCAACAAGGCGUUAAAUUAAAGUACCUUGGUGGAAAAU